Molecule: messenger RNA, 1794 nt
Organism: Anguilla anguilla (European eel)
Lineage: Eukaryota; Metazoa; Chordata; Actinopteri; Anguilliformes; Anguillidae
Product: homeobox protein SIX6
Exons: 2
Coding region: 501-1238 (245 amino acids)
Biological process (GO): regulation of transcription by RNA polymerase II; eye development
Cellular component (GO): transcription regulator complex; nucleus
Molecular function (GO): RNA polymerase II cis-regulatory region sequence-specific DNA binding; DNA-binding transcription factor activity, RNA polymerase II-specific
Source: RefSeq, a predicted model, not a curated record
CCUUUCAAAAGAACGAGAUGCAAAGGGAGUUGAUGCACAGAAACAUCGAAGGCAAUUAUAUUUUUGAAGACAAAAAGCAAAGGUCAGAAUGUUUUCAUUUUUUAAAGGCGCUGUCGAGCUCUGGGAGGUGCUGAAAUCUCUUUACGCUCCUUUCCGCGUGAUUGGCAAACUUGACAGUGAUUGACAGGCAUCCAUGGCAACCACUCAGCCAAUCUGCCAAGUCCAAUAGAAAAUCAGCAGAGGGCUGAAUGUCUUUUUUUCUUCAAAAAUCUCAUCUCGGGUCUAGUUGUAUACUCUCGUACUUGCAAUCUGCGAAGUUCAACCAUAGAGGCUGCUUUAGCCAGCCAGAGGGCAUCGUUCCUCAGUGUUUUUAACGGUUGAUCUGUUAACUUUGGGAUUGCCUUUUUGUCUGCAUCCGAAAGAGAGAAAGGAUAAGCGAGAGAGUGGGAUUGGGCGCGAGUGCGAGAGAGCGACAACAGCGGGAAAAAAGAGAAGCAUCCAUGUUUCAGCUUCCUAUCUUGAAUUUUAGCCCCCAGCAGGUAGCGGGGGUUUGUGAGACUUUAGAGGAGAGCGGAGAUAUUGAACGUCUCGGUCGCUUCCUCUGGUCGCUGCCCGUCGCCCCAGCAGCCUGCGAGGUCCUCAACAAGAAUGAGUCGGUCUUGAGAGCGAGGGCCAUAGUGGCCUUCCACACUGGGAAUUUUCGAGAGCUUUACCAUAUCCUGGAAAACCACAAGUUCACCAAAGACUCACACUCUAAACUGCAGGCCCUUUGGCUGGAAGCACACUACCAGGAGGCAGAGAAGCUGAGGGGCCGCCCGCUAGGACCGGUGGACAAAUAUCGGGUAAGGAAGAAGUUCCCUCUGCCCAGAACAAUUUGGGACGGGGAACAAAAGACACACUGCUUCAAAGAGAGAACCCGGCAUUUGCUCAGAGAAUGGUAUCUGCAGGACCCUUAUCCGAACCCUAGCAAAAAGCGGGAGCUUGCACAGGCUACGGGACUUACUCCCACACAAGUGGGAAACUGGUUCAAAAAUCGCAGACAAAGGGAUAGAGCGGCAGCAGCAAAAAACAGGCUUCAACAGCAAGUCCUGACCCAAGGUUCGGUUCGGUCUCUGGCUGAAGAGGACGUUGCAGUGGACCGACUCGGUGCUGCGUCCAGCCCUGAAGCUAGUUUGUCCAGCAAAGCCGCCGCCUCGGCAAUAUCUAUCACUUCCAGCGACAGUGAAUGUGACAUCUAACGCAGGCAGCCCGAAAGAGAAAGAGAACGCGAGCAAAACAGUGGAGAUAAAAACAGACAAUCUAAAAGAAACAAUAACAGUGCCUGCAUUUAAAUAUACAAAUGGUAUUCUUAUUUGAAGGCUGCCAAACCGCGAGGGAUACACGGGAACGCCCUGUCUUAAAAUGUAAUUUUAUUUCAUUUUUCUUAACGGAUGACUGAACUAAAUAACAAAAAAAAAAGAAAGAAAAAAAAGAGACACAAACAAAAAAUGACAUGACAUGAAAAUAAACUGAAGAAGAUAAAUAGGCCUUCACGGUCCCUUUUUCGGAGGUGGGAAAAGUUGAUGAAAAAAAUGUUGAGCGCCUGCCCUGGUUUUCUGUGGGUAUUUCAUGUUGAAAAAGACGCUGUGAUAUUUUACUUUACUUUUUAAAGUUUUAUAAAUAAUGUUUAUUUACUUAUUUAAAUGAUUGGCUCUGUUAGGUUUGGUCUUUAUUUGCUUGAUGUUUUUAAUAUUUGCCUCGUGCACAGGUGAACCGUAGCAAUGCGCUGAAUAGUUGAAAUAUGUUUCAGUAAAA